Molecule: messenger RNA, 1623 nt
Organism: Bradysia coprophila
Lineage: Eukaryota; Metazoa; Arthropoda; Insecta; Diptera; Sciaridae
Source: RefSeq, a predicted model, not a curated record
CUUUAAUUUCAUUUCCCAAGUUAUACUUUCAUUAUACACACUGUUAUGAAUCGAAUUCAGUUAGUGUUUGUCUGCCGAAUACGGUGGAUUAAAAUAUAAGGCAUUUUAUACGCGCGUUUUUUUUUCUCGAAGAUCACUUUCAGAUGAACAAAAUGUUAACUGGCAGAUUCAUAAUUCUGAUUGGUCUGGCAAUAUCAGCACAAGCAUUUACAAAAUAUGGCAGAUCAUGUAACGACAUAGGAUGUACUCCAUCUCAAGUGUGCACAAUGGUACAAGACUCGUGCUCGUAUUCGCAACGUGAUGGCAAAGAUUGUGGCUCAUAUCCAACUUGCAUAAAGAAAACUAAUGCCGGCAGUACGGGUUCAGAUGCCUCCUCGUCGCAUUCUAAUAAUCACAAUUCUCACGAUUUUGAUACACCGACCAGAAACCCGUCUCGUGGAGGCUCUAGUUCAAAUAUCUACCCAACGCCCAGUCCUCAUCGUCCAUCAUCUCCUGCUUAUCCAAGCAGUCCCAAUUAUCCGGCGAAUCCCAGUUAUCCGGCGAAUCCCAGUUAUCCAGCAAAUCCCAGUUAUCCAGCAAAUCCCAGUUAUCCGGCAAAUCCCAGUUAUCCGGCAAAUCCAAGCUACCCGUCAAAUCCUAAUAGGUAUCCAAUGAAUCCGAGCUAUCCAAAUCCAAGUUAUCCUUCAUCGUAUCCGGGAUAUAAUCCCAGUGGUGGAUCACAUGGUGGUUCCAAUGACUAUAACGGCGGUUACAGACCGUCUGGCGGUGGAAGUUCGUCGUCAGGUGGAUCAAAAGACGACAGUACAUUCAGUGACAUUUUAUCGGGUUUCACAAAGAUCUUGGGAGGAGGCGGAAACAGUGGAGGCUCAUCGUCGAGCUAUGGUGGUGGAUCUGGAUCCAGUGGUUUGAGCAGUUUUUUGAAUGCAUUUGGGGGUACUAGAGGCGGAUCAAGUGGUUCGAGUGGUAGUGGUGGAUUCAGUUCAAUACUUAGUUCAUUUGGGGGAACAAAUCCGCCCAGUGGAAGUUCGUACGGCAGUGGCGGCAGUUCUGGUGGUAGUUUUAGCAGCAUUCUGAAUUCGUUCGGAGGAAGUGGAGGCGGAAGUGGAGGAGGAAGUGGAACAUCUUUGCUGUCUGGAUUGAGUAGUUUGUUAACCGGUAAUGGAGGCAGUGGAGGAGUUCAACGUACUCGGUACGGAGGAUUGUUCAACGAAAACACUCCAUCAGAUAGAUCAUCAUCAUCAUCAACAACUACAACUAGAGUCACUGGAUAUCCAACUCAACCUCCCAGUCACCAACCCUACCCGACACAAUCCUAUCGCUCAUCUUCUAUGUCAUCGUCAUCGGCAGCAGAUCGCUCCAGUACACCAGAAUCGGGAAGACCGCAAUAUGGUUGGAAUGUGCAUAAAUAAGUAAUUUUAUUGUUUUGAUUGUUGCGCUGCCUGUUUCCCUUUUAUUUAAAUCUUUUUGUUUUUUAACCUGAUCAACAAACACCAAUAGACCAUUUCUAGAUUAAUGACGAUGUUUUUAUAGACAAUUUAGAAUUUGUUGAUGUAACAACCGAAAUGAUGUAAAAUGUGAAUACUCACCCUAAUUUUGUCAAUAAAAUAGAUUUACUAAUUUUAA